CUUCAUUACAGCAAAAAACGCAUAUUAUCGUUAAUGCGGAUCUUUAUCUGGCAACGGCUCCCUGGUUUGGUUAAACUCUAGACAAAAUUACAAUAAGUAUUUUCAAAGAUAUCAGAUUUAUUUAUGUUGUGUGUUUGAACAUGAGAGCUGUCUGCCGCAUUUAUAUACCUUACAUAACUAUACAGAAUGCUGUGCAGGAAAUUGGUAGACACUUAUUGGUUAUAAUUGUACGGUUACAUUUUAUUAUUAGCAUGGCUCUUUCUACAUGUAAGACAGUUAUUUUUGCUUUCAUCCUGCACAGCAAGGUCAAACGUUAAGGUCAAUCACAAUUGUAACCUCUGUUUUGCUCAAACACUAGCCCAGUGAGCCUACAUUCAUAGACUCUUUAACAUGAUUGAUCUGUCUGAAGCACAAGCCAUAGAAAAAACAUCUCUAAACCUUAAUAUGACUUUCUGUUCUUUACCCGAGUGACAUUAGGGAUCUAAAUUAUGAUCAUUUUCAUUAUGGUUUAUGUUUCAGUUUUUUAAAUUAUAGUUUAAAAAAGGUCAUAAUAGUGAAACAUUCCCAGAGCCAACAGAGAACAAACAACAGUCUAAAUACUUACAGAUAUUUAAAUAAUCAUUUAAUAAAACUGAAACAAAACAAUCCUCUAAUGUUAAAGGCUGUAAACAGUGAUGUGGAGUGGUUUUGCACAAUAAAGAAUCUAAAAGAUUGUACUGUUGAUUUUGUUGAUUCAUUUUCUGUCGAUCAAUUAAUUGAUUGUUUCAGGACAAUACAGAAAUGUUGAUCAUAUUCUGUACAUGUCCCUUAUAAUAGAGAAACAGCCCUCUGCUAAAGAGUGCAUUAUCUGUUUUGUUUUUGUUGGUGAUUGAACUGAGUCAUACCUUAAAAUAGUUUUCUCUUUCCAGUAAGUUGCUUGCUUUGCAAAAUAAUUUCAUAAAUCACAAAAAAAUCCUUUCAAAAAGUACAGUAUAUAGUCUUUAGAAAUGCCCUGACGACUGAGAGCAACACUAACGCAGCAUGUAUUGAGUUAAACUUUGCUUCAUUUUCUUACUUACUGGCAGCUACAUAAAAAGCUGGAAGGAAAUGUUUCCUGCUCACAUAUAACUCAGGUCCCAGCUUGCUGACAGACACUCUCUUCUCUCGACACCAACUAAGAGACAAUGAUGCAAUUAAGGACUUUAUUUUUUACAUCCAUACUACUGCCAUGGAUAUUGUCUACUGCAGCAAAAGACAAAUACAUGGAAGUCAGAAGACCUAAGAAAGACACUGCAAACCUUCCAGACUAUGACACUGUUCAAGACUCUGUCACUGACCCAGCAGCAGCUCCAAAAGCUGUUGACAUGCCAACAUGUCUGCUUUGCGUUUGCCUGAUUGGAUCAGUUUACUGUGAGGAGGUGUUCCCUGAAAUGUCAGCAGUCCCAGCAUUGCCAAAAGAAACAGCACAUCUCUACGCACGUUUCAACAAAAUCACAAAAAUAAGAAACCAAGACUUUGCAGACAUGGCCACCAUAAAAACAAUUGACUUAACUGGGAAUCUCAUCACUGAGAUAGACGAUGGAGCUUUUUCAAAACUUCUACUUCUUGAGGAGCUCAUUCUUGUAGAAAACAAACUGACUAAACUGCCUAUGCUGCCUGCCAAGCUGACUCUGUUCAAUGCCAAUUUCAACCAGCUUAAAACCCAGGGUGUGAAGGCAACUGCUUUUAAAAAACUCACAGGACUGGCAUAUCUUUAUCUUGGAAACAAUGAACUGACAGCUGUGCCCCAACUUCCAGAGUCUCUUCAGGUUGUGCACCUGCAUAACAACAAGAUCUCAACAAUAACAGAUGAGACGUUCUGCAGAGGGAACUCCAGUUAUUACAUCCGAACCAACAUGGACGAGGUGAGGCUGGACGGGAACCCUGUGGUGCUGUCUGAGCACCCCGAUAGCUUCAUCUGCCUGCAGGCCCUCCCUAUCGGAUGGUAUCACUGAAAUGACCAAAACAUGCUUUUGACGGUGGUAAGCCCUUCUGAGGAAGAUCUGCGUCAAAUUAAACAUGCAGAUAUAAAGAUACAAAAAAUAUUGUUUGCAAAAUGUGUUUCUUAAUUUCAAUUUGAUAUACUCACAAUGCUUACAGUGCAAGUCCAUAUAAAUGUAAUGUUACAGAACGUCAGGAUUUAAACAAGGGUAUAAAAGAGCUUGUGUUUUGGGAUGCUAUCAACCAUUAUCUAACACGUGUGCAAAAUAAUCCAAGAUGUCUUUAAAUACAGAAGAUAAUUUCGUUAAGUACAAUUUGGCUUGGCUGUUUUGUUUGAGCAGGUGCUAUGCAAUGUUUUAAGAAUUUAACUUCAGUAUCCUAUAGCCAUUCUGGAGAUGAUUUCAUUCUUUCAUUUGAGCUACCAUUAUUAUUAUUACUGCAAAUGUUUUCUUAAUCUGAAGAUAAUAGCAAUAAACGUGCAUGUUUCUCCA
Molecule: messenger RNA, 2450 nt
Organism: Trematomus bernacchii (emerald rockcod)
Lineage: Eukaryota; Metazoa; Chordata; Actinopteri; Perciformes; Nototheniidae
Gene: ognb
Product: osteoglycin, paralog b
Exons: 6
Coding region: 1164-1973 (269 amino acids)
Molecular function (GO): protein binding
Source: RefSeq, a predicted model, not a curated record